Molecule: messenger RNA, 755 nt
Organism: Protopolystoma xenopodis
Lineage: Eukaryota; Metazoa; Platyhelminthes; Monogenea; Polystomatidea; Polystomatidae
Source: the annotation of a GenBank genome assembly
AUGCGUCCUGUGACUUGUAAAUCCGACGUCUGGUGGACCCGAACACACAAGCUAUCAAACCCUUUGACUGAACCGACUUCGGAUCAACUCCGUGACUCCACAUCAAAGUCGUCCGGUGCUCGUCAUCCCCUCCUGCUGCUACCUGCGUCACAUACGAACACAUCCAAGCCAGCACAUUCCAUGGCUUGCCAAUCGGCCUCGGAGCAGCCGCCUCAUGUCUGAGCGGAAGUGGCCAAAGUUGGAGCCAGCUCGAAUGCCGGUUUGUGCGUCCGAGGCUCUCGUGCUCAAGACGAUCCGCCCGGCAUCUGCUGGUCAGAGCAUCAACAGCAAAGCGGUGGCUACGAGCACGAGGGAGCAGCAGAGCGUCCUCCUGGCCGCCGGCGAGCGUCGAACGACGCAGUCGGCCGAGGUCGGAAGCCGGCCUGUCUCGGUCGGCCGACCGGCGUCUCGAGCACCGGUUUCGGACGUCGGGGUCGGUUUCGGCCGGAACAGCCACGACCAGCAGGUCUCGGCCACGCUGCUCCUCAACUCGUCGUCCUGCGCGCGGCGCUGACAGGCGAGACCGACCGAUCCGCUCUCGGAGCCUCCGUUCGAGCCUGCUUCGUGGAGGAGCGGGGUUGGGCUUGCAGUGGGACUUUAACCCGUUUGACGGUGGGCAUGAUGUUUGUGAGGUUGUUGUUGAGGUGCAUGUUGAUUGUGUGAAACAGUUGUACGAUUCACUUAUGUUUUUUUGGGGGGGGAGGCGCACAUGGUGA